Messenger RNA from Tachysurus vachellii, 489 nucleotides. RefSeq names its product polyadenylate-binding protein 1-like. The coding region runs from base 41 to 478 and encodes 145 amino acids. The transcript has 5 exons. Gene Ontology annotation, molecular function: RNA binding. Lineage: Eukaryota; Metazoa; Chordata; Actinopteri; Siluriformes; Bagridae. The record is from RefSeq and is a predicted model, not a curated record.
GAGACCCUCCUCUGUCCCCACAACCAGACAUUGAGCUGUGAUGAUAUCCAUUCCCUUUGUCUAUUCUCAACUAAAAGUGAACAGUGUUACUUCACAAAUGUCGUCACUCAACGUCAGUGACCUUCAUCCUAAAGUGACUGAGUCUCCAUCUGCUGUUCCUGCUCCAGUCCUGAAGCCCCUGAACAUCUACAUGUUGGAGUCGGCUGAUCUGGAUGAACAGAGCAGGAUGCUGUAUGAGUACAUGCUACCCCUUGUGGAGGAAAUCCAUCCUUCUAGGGCCAAAGACAUAACAUGUUUACUUAUACAAGGAGCGAACAACUAUGACCUGCUUAAUAUGAUUGCGGAGCCCAACUAUCUGCGUGCCCAGGUCGAGCAGAUUGUUGCUGUGCUUCAGGCGAGGGAAGCUGGACAGGACGUGCAUUUUCCAGCACCCAAGAACAACAAUAUGAGGAGGCGAAUGAAGAAGUACAUCCAAUAAAUUCAGUAAAC